AAGCUGCUCCAGCACCGCCUGAUGGCUCCUUCGAUCCACCAAAUUUUACACACCUGCUGAUCCGCGUAGAAAUGGAUCGGAUCAUCGGCCGCUUUCACCAAUGCGUCGCAGAGGAGAAUGGAACUGAGCUCGCCAAGAUAUUCAGUACCAAGGCUCCCGCUUCCAGCCCUAAUUUCUUCUACGAUCUCCGCCGAGCGUCAAACGCACAGCACAUUGACGGAGAGAUUCACUACAGUCUCACGCCCCGGAACGGCUUUUCGUUCGACAGUGCAGAAGUGAAUGCCUGGGCAGAGGUCUUUGUCAACUAUUGGAAAGCAGUGGGCGAGUUCAUAGGCUUGGAAGAAAGCACAGAUCGAGGGGAACUAAAAGAUGGACAGUAUGGCGAGGUCUACGAUGUGUGGAAGGCGUUUACCAACAGUCUCAUCAAAUACCACAGCUCGAGCGUCUUGCCAUUCUGGACGAUUCCUUGCCUUUACACGGCUCUAACGGAUUUGCGGACCUAUGCAAUUAAGGCAGAUGAGCAGAGCGUUAACGCAAAAGGAAGCAUCAAUUUCAGCACGGGCCUUCAAGACGACAUUGUCAGCUCCGUUGGCAAAAAUGAGAAACUAGAGGAUUAUGCUAGGGUGUUGAAUAGGGUGUUCAACAUGUGCCUUCAGGACAGGGCUCCCGUUGAGUACUCCCGAAAAUGGGGUACAUACUUCACUGCGAACUUGAUGUUCAAGACUUACUUCAAGCUAAACGCCGUCAGCCUAUCUAAGAAUAUGGUGCAAGCGAUCAAUGCUCAGUUUGACAUGCCAUCACUCUAUAGAUUCCCCAGAUCAGAAAUAGUCACGUUUAAGUACUACAUUGGAGUCAUGACAUUCCUUCGAGAGGACUAUGUACAGGCAGAGCAGAACCUGACAGAAGCCUGGCAGUUGUGUCACAAGAGCGCAUACAAGAAUCAUCAGCAGAUUCUCACGUAUUUGAUUCCUUGUCGACUUAUCACCACUCACAAACUUCCGACUUCCGAACUGUUGUCGCCGUACCCACGCCUCCAAGCUCUGUUUGGUCCUAUUGCAGCCUGCAUUAGGAAAGGUGAUCUGGCUGGCUUUGACGCUGCACUGUUCGCAGGAGAAGUCGAAUUUGUCAAGCGCCGCAUCUACCUGACUCUGGAACGUGGCCGAGACAUUGCACUCCGGAAUCUCCUCCGCAAAGUAUUCCUAGCAGGCGGCUACGAACCACUGAAGGAAGGCCAGACAGAGGCAGACCUAAUUCGGAGAACGCGGAUACCCAUAGCCGAGUUUGCGGCUGCGAUUCGAAUGGGGCUGGGGGCUGACGGGAAGCUGCUGGAGGACGACGAGGUUGAGUGCAUGCUUGCGAACAUGAUAUACAAGAACCUCAUGAAGGGUUACAUCUCUCGCGAACGAGCCAUGGUCGUGCUGAGCAAGACCGCUGGCAUGGCGUUCCCAGGAACAGGGGUCUGAUGCGUAGCCCACAACGCAUCGCUGAACAUCUCCCAAUGGAGCCGCUCUCCAGCAGCUCCUCGCAUUGCUACUGGCCGCCGGCAGCAAGCAUACUCGGUAUACAGAAAUCAAAAAGAAUCCGGCUAUGUACCACCAACAUGCAAUACAUCUGAUUCAUCCAAUCCCCCCAUCGCCCCGAUCCAGCCUCGACUGAUUGCACACA
This is a messenger RNA of Mytilinidion resinicola, 1665 nucleotides long. RefSeq lists its product as uncharacterized. Lineage: Eukaryota; Fungi; Ascomycota; Dothideomycetes; Mytilinidiales; Mytilinidiaceae. Gene Ontology annotation, molecular function: double-stranded DNA binding; RNA binding. Gene Ontology annotation, biological process: transcription elongation by RNA polymerase II; post-transcriptional tethering of RNA polymerase II gene DNA at nuclear periphery; poly(A)+ mRNA export from nucleus. The transcript is spliced from 4 exons. The record is from RefSeq and is a predicted model, not a curated record. Bases 72 to 1463 code for a protein of 463 amino acids. Gene Ontology annotation, cellular component: transcription export complex 2.